GCGAAGUCAUGUGAUCUGAAGUUCAGUCACAACAAAGAUGGCGGCUGUGCUGAGGAGUGGGUUCUGGGCUCUGGUUGUACUGGUUUCCACUUCGAGUCAAAGUUCGUUUGAGCGACAGUUGUCAGUAAAGUUGAACCCUGGGUUGACUUCGCCGCCUCCUGGUGGCGACCUGCUGCACGUGAGAGCCUUCGGAGACAACGAUACCCUUCACUACCUGUUCUGCAGCCAGGGGGCGCCCACGCUGCUGCUCAUCCACACCAACUCUUCUUCUUCUACUGUCCAGGUGGACUGGCCUCUGUUUCUGGCUCGUAACACCAGCGGCAGCCUGAGGGUGGAGCCGGAGAGCAGCAUCCUGUACAGCACCGCCGUCGUCUUCAGCCGGUUGCUGGAGUACGAUGACGUUAACGACACGGCCGAUCCGACCUCUGACCUGUUCCCCCCGUACGAGCUGCAGAACUUCACCUGGUCUGGUCUCAACCUGACGGGUGACUCCGCCCGGCUCUGCGGCGCCGUCAGCAGCUCCUCCAGUGGCGUGCUCUGCCUGCAGUUGACAGUUUUUAAGACAGAUGGGCGUGGUCAGACCUGGCCCCGCCUCUUACACACAGCUAACUCCUCCCAGCUGGAGGUGUGGAUCGAUGGCUUGUUGCCACGAGCACCUCGUUCCAGGUUCCUAUUGGAGCUGCAGGCAGUGGGCGGGGCUUAUCCUCUGAGCAGGGUGGAGGUUCAUCGAUCGAUCGAUGACGAGUACACGCCGUCAAUCUUCAAGGCGUCUCAUUGGGUUUCGGCGGCGAACGGCAGCUCUGAUGUCCGGAGCUUCGUGCAGUGGAAGCCGGUGGCGUACCGGCGGUCUGAUCCCGCCCUGGAGGAGGCCACGCCCUGCAGUCACUCCGAGCCCCGGCCGCAGAGCGGAGAGACCACCGCGGCAGCGUCGGGACUCGUCCAAGCGUUCGACUCCGACCUGGACACGUUCGGGCUCAACGUGAGCUUCGGCCUCGCCGGGGAACCGUUCUACAACAGCACCAAGUUCCUCAGCUGGACGGUGUUGGUGGGCGUCGGCCCUCCUCCUGUCGACUCGUUCUCGCCGCUGGUUGUGGCCAUCAUGGCGGUGGGACUGGGAACACCGGUGGUGCUCUUGUUGCUGGGCGGACUCUGGGUCUGCCUGAGUAAGAAGGCAGCGGAUUCAACGACCGCUUAUGAGCCAAUCAACUGAGGACUGGUACGCAGCCAAUGUGAUGACAUCACUCUACUGAAGACCCAACUGAGUCCAGACAGCCAAUCAGAACCCUGAUUUUUUUAUCAAUUAUUUAUUGAUUUUUUUUUAUUAAAGAUAUUAAUCAACAGAUUGAAACAGAUUAUUCAGUUUAGUGAGAAACUGAAAAUCUUGUACUUUGAUUAUUUAAGAUUUUAAAUCUUUGAUUAAAAAAAAGUUUGUUUUUAAAAACCUC
Platichthys flesus (European flounder) is the source of this 1445-nucleotide messenger RNA. RefSeq names its product glycosylated lysosomal membrane protein (gene glmp). Gene Ontology annotation, cellular component: lysosome. The transcript is spliced from 7 exons. Bases 38 to 1210 code for a protein of 390 amino acids. NCBI's taxonomy places the organism in Eukaryota, Metazoa, Chordata, Actinopteri, Pleuronectiformes, Pleuronectidae. The record is from RefSeq and is a predicted model, not a curated record.